Molecule: messenger RNA, 1285 nt
Organism: Onychostoma macrolepis
Lineage: Eukaryota; Metazoa; Chordata; Actinopteri; Cypriniformes; Cyprinidae
Exons: 4
Coding region: 479-1285 (268 amino acids)
Source: RefSeq, a predicted model, not a curated record
ACAAAAGGAUGUGUUAAAAAUAUAAUGAUAGAAGAACCCUUGCUCACACAAUGACUUCUUUUUAAAGUCAUUCAUUUUUUAUGAUAUUGUGAUUGCAUGAAUACAUAAGAGGAGCAUUUACUUAACGUCUUAGCCUAGUAGUUAUUUAUAUUGUAAUAUGUAGUUUGUUGAUCUAUUCUAUUUUGGUUUGUUCUUCUCUUUCUCUGCAGGUUCCUUAAUCUCAUCUUAUCCCUCAUCUUAAUACUUAUUAGCAGCAUCUUAUUUAAAAAAGGCACUUUUAAGAGCCACAUUUGUCUUGUUUAUUGUCUUAUUUGUAUUGUUUAUUGUCUUGUUAUUUGUCUCUCUCUCUCUCUCUCUCUUUCUCUCUCUCUCUCUCUCUCGCUCUCUCUUUCUUUCUUUCUUUUUCUCCACCCCCGAGAGACAGGACCUGGGUUGCUGCCUCUUCUUCACUCCCUGCAAUCCACUCAAAGUGUAAAGAAUGACGAAGCCAAAAUUCAGGCCCUGCCCAAGCUGCCAGGUCCAUCAGCAGGCCAACCGCAAAACGUGCAGUGUUUGUUUCGCCACGCUGCCGAGCAAGCGAAAAUUACAAACUGCACACAUUAAUGUUGACUGGGGCCAGAGGGUCAUCAAAAACAAAAAUGCAUCGCGGGUGGUGGCCUCUGCCCAAAUAGCUGUCCAAAAACUUUCUGCCUUGGGCUAUAUGCCCAUAUUGUUCAUUAGCCAGAGGCACAAGGGCACAGGCAAGUUGGUGGCAGACGUAGUCACGCAUCUGCCACCAACGCAAGCCAACACAGGUUUUUUAACAAGUAUGAAGAAGGCAUAUAACUUCAUUAUCAAAGUGUAUGAUGUGCCCCAGCCACAACGAGACCAGCACCUUACCCGAGACCAGCCCCAGCCACAACAAGACCAGCACCUUACCCUAGACCAGCCCCAGCCACAACAAGACCAGCACCUUGCCCUAGACCAGCACCUUACCCUAGACCAGCCCCAAGACCAGCACCUUACCCUAGACCAGCCCCAGCCACAACAAGACCAGCACCUUGCCCUAGACCAGCACCUUACCCUAGACCAGCCCCAAGACCAGCACCUUACCCUAGACCAGCCCCAGCCACAACAAGACCAGCACCUUGCCCUAGACCAGCACCUUACCCUAGACCAGCCCCAAGACCAGCACCUUACCCUAGACCAGCCCCAGCCACAACAAGACCAGCACCUUGCCCUAGACCAGCACCUUACCCUAGACCAGCCCAUGGGCGUCGCUAGGCCAUUUUUAGGGGGGCUUUAG